This is a messenger RNA of Juglans regia (Persian walnut), 1613 nucleotides long. Its product is annotated as dual specificity protein phosphatase 12-like. Gene Ontology annotation, molecular function: protein tyrosine/serine/threonine phosphatase activity. The record is from RefSeq and is a predicted model, not a curated record. The coding region runs from base 193 to 1305 and encodes 370 amino acids. NCBI's taxonomy places the organism in Eukaryota, Viridiplantae, Streptophyta, Magnoliopsida, Fagales, Juglandaceae. The transcript has 7 exons. Gene Ontology annotation, biological process: protein dephosphorylation.
UUAAAAAAAAAAAAAAAUCAGGCGAUUUUUUCUUUGCUGAGAAGCCCUAUGUUUACCCGGAAAAUUGAUUGACUGCGAUUCUUUCGCAUGAAAUCUGUUUGGUUGUGAAGGAAACGAGGGAAAAUUGAGAGAAGACGAAAUUCGAACUGAAAAGGUAUUCAAGGGUUUGGGCGGAAUCUUUUGUGUGUUGUCAUGCCGUACCGUGUUCGCGAAAAUCUAUUCAUCGGCAACAUCAGCGACGCGGCGGAGGUUCUCCAAAAGGGUAGCGCUGAGAUCACACACAUAUUAUCCGUACUCAGCUCGGUCUCGAUAUCGUUUUUCUCUGAAUGGCGUAGCGGUCUCGUUAUUCCCACAAAGGAAAUCAAGAAGGUUUAUGUUGGUGGGUCCGAUAGCAGAGGUGUUGGUUCGGGUUCUGAGGAUGCUUCGGGUCGUGACGGAGGGUUGAAGAGUUCCUUGUCGCCUGAAAAGCUUUUGUACUCAUUGGAAUAUGCAGGCAAGGAUUUGAAGAUGGUGAGGAUGGCUGUGCCACUGAGAGAUAUGGAGAGUGAAGAUUUGUUGGAUUAUUUGGAUGUUUGUUUUGAUUUCAUUGAUCAGAGUCGAAAAGAAGGGCCCGUUUUGGUCCAUUGCUUUGCCGGCGUGUCACGAAGUGCAGCUAUCAUUACGGCAUAUCUCAUGAGAACAGAACAUCUAUCUCAAGAAGAUGCACUUGAAUCCUUACGGCAAAGCUGUGAGUUUGUUUGCCCCAAUGAUGGUUUUCUAGAUCAGUUAAAAAUGUUUGAGGAGAUGGGCUUCAAGGUUGACCAUGCAAGCCCCAUAUAUAAGCGCUUUCGACUGAAAGUAUUGGGUGAGUUGUACAACCGUGGGGAGAAGAUAGAGAGUUCUAGAUUUGGGGCAGAUCCUGGCUUGUCUACAGAAAUUUCCUCAGAAGUGGAAGUAACUUCAAAUGUAGGAAAUAUUUGCACUCCUGCAUACCGCUGCAAGAAAUGCCGAAGAGUUGUUGCUGUGCAAGAGAAUGUUGUAGAUCACUUUCCAGGUGAGGGUGAAACAUCCUUUGAUUGGCACAAGCGUAAAAGCGGAAACCCAUUUAUCAAGUCUGAUGAGACCGAGUGUUCAUCCAUUUUUGUUGAGCCUCUACGAUGGAUGACAGCAGUUAAAGAAGGUGCAAUGGAGGGCAAGUUGUCGUGUGCCCAUUGUGAAGCCCGGUUGGGUUACUUCAAUUGGUCAGGCAUCCAAUGCAGUUGCGGGAGCUGGAUCACCCCAGCCUUUCAGCUCCAUAAAAGCCGAGUGGACAUCAGCACUGUCUAAUAUUUGCUUGCAAGGCAAAUGAGCUAAUCCUCCAGCCAUAAAGUGCUCGGUAUCUUACCAAUACUAUAAUCUUCUCAAAUAUAUGGCUCGAAGAAGGUAUACUUUCAAAGUGAACCUGAAAUUCUAGAACUAAGGCCUCUCCAAGCUUUUUGUAUUUUACCAAUUUGAUUACGAUGGAUCUACAGUGGGAGAGUGAAGUAUGAUUACGAUGUAUUUUACCUAGCUUUUUGUAAUUUACCACUAUGCUGGCUUGUUUGAUUGAUUGUUCGAAACUUCGAAUAUCAUGUUGUCACAGAGUUCGUGUUUUA